Molecule: messenger RNA, 455 nt
Organism: Aethina tumida (small hive beetle)
Lineage: Eukaryota; Metazoa; Arthropoda; Insecta; Coleoptera; Nitidulidae
Product: larval cuticle protein LCP-17
Exons: 2
Coding region: 16-390 (124 amino acids)
Cellular component (GO): chitin-based extracellular matrix
Molecular function (GO): structural constituent of chitin-based larval cuticle
Source: RefSeq, a predicted model, not a curated record
CACAACAAACACAACAUGAAAGCCAUACUCGCACUCUGCUUCGUGGCAGUCGCAUCCGCAGCGUCCGUCUCGAACGACAUCGACGCCCCGGUUCUGAGCCAAGUGCUCGACAUCAGUCCGGACGGUACGUACCAGCAUUCCUUCGAAACCGGAAACGGAAUCUCCGCUCAGGCGUCCGGCGCCCUGAAGACCCCCGAGACCGAGGCAGUGCAAGGUACCUUCCAGUACACGGCACCGGACGGCACCCCGAUCUCCGUCAGCUACGUAGCCGACGACAACGGCUACCAACCCCAAGGUGCUCACAUUCCUGAGAUUCCGGCUUACAUUACCCGUGCCCUUGAAUGGCAACGCACCCAUCCAGAGAAGGAGGAACCCUUGAGGAAGCUGUAGGCUGAGUCGACUUGGUGUUUGGAUUUUUUUUUUGUAAAUAAAAUGGCAUUUAUGUUUUACUAAAA